UUAUAUUCCUUUUUAAACUUUCCUGCAAAUGAACAGAUCAGGUAAUUAUAAAAUCAACAGAAACAGAGUAAAAAAUGAGAUUGAAAAGAAGACCGUCGAUGUUACAGUUGAACCAGAGCACACCGUUUAAAGACAACAACAACAAUAACGAAGAGAGAAGCAUUUUCACGUUUCCAGUUCCCAAAAAGAUACAUAGACACCAAACCAAGAAAAACAUCAUCUCUAUAUCUGUUUCUUUCUGCGUCACUUUCAGUUCUUCCACACUCCACUGCCCAAUAACACAACCGUACCCAAUUCUUAAUGUUUUUAGCAUAAACUCCUUACUCUUCAAUUUCUAUGUAUUGGGCUUUGCUUAUUUAGAGGAAUUCACUUGUGAAGAAACGAAGAAAAAGGACAUGGCUUUUGAUCUGGAGUCCCUGACGGAUGCAACAUCCGGAGCUAUUGCUUCUCUAGUUAGCACCACUAUCUUGUAUCCUCUUGAUACCUGCAAAACUAAAUAUCAAGCUGAGCUUAGUGCUAAACAUCAAAGGAAGUAUAGGAAUGUUUCUGAUGUUUUCUGGGAGGCACUUUCUACUGGUCGCGUUCUUUCAUUGUACCAGGGCCUUGGAACAAAGAAUCUUCAGUCCUUCAUUUCCUCAUUUAUAUAUUUCUAUGAGUAUAGCCUUUUUAGGCGCUGGUACUUAGAGAAAACGGGGAACAAAAGGAUUGGAACUAAGGCGAACUUGAUAGUUGCUGCUGCUGCUGGUGCUUGUACUGUCAUAGUGACUCAGCCUCUGGAUACAGCAGCCUCAAGGAUGCAAACAAGUGCAUUUGGGAAAUCCAAAGGACUUUGGGAAACUCUUUCCGAGGGCACCUGGAGUGAGGCUUUUGAUGGUCUUGGCAUAUCAAUUCUUCUGACAUCAAAUCCAGCCAUUCAGUACACUGCAUUUGAUCAGUUGAAACAACGACUGUUGAAGCAGCAGCUCAGCAGAAAAUCUGUUACAGAUUUGUCUCCAGAAUCUCUUUCUGCCUUUUCUGCUUUUGUUUUGGGUGCAGUUUCAAAGUGUUUUGCAACAUGCAUCACAUACCCAGCUAUUAGAUGUAAGGUGAUGCUUCAGGCUGCGGAUUCAGAUGAAAAUGGGAUUGGGGAUACUGAACUGAGAACAAAGAGGACAAUUUCAGCUGCAAUGCGUGCCAUCUGGAAAAGGGAAGGCUUGUGGGGUUUCUUCAAAGGAUUGCCAGCCCAAAACCUGAAAACUAUAUUAAGCUCGGCUUUACUUCUGAUGAUAAAAGAGAAGCUUGCAAAGACUACUUGGGUCCUAAUCCUUGCACUUAGAAAGUAUCUGGUAAGCACACAUACCAGACUAAAGAGUGUGUAAUAGCAAUAAGAAUCAAAUACAUUGUAAAUGAAUAGGCUCCUCCAAAUAUGCCCAUCUUGGAAGGGAAUAUUGUUGCAGAUGCAGUAAAAUACACUGGAUGCUAGAUGAUUGAAAAGUGGAAACGAUGUUAUGUUUCGCAGGGAGGAAAAUUGAAUUCGUAGCAAAAAGGGAAUCUAAACUAUUGCUAUUCUCUUUCUAUAAAUCAAUAAUGUAUAAUGGAUGAUGAAUAACUUGUGUAUUCACAUUGACGUAAAAGAACUGACAUUGUUUUUCUCA
Molecule: messenger RNA, 1634 nt
Organism: Ricinus communis (castor bean)
Lineage: Eukaryota; Viridiplantae; Streptophyta; Magnoliopsida; Malpighiales; Euphorbiaceae
Product: peroxisomal adenine nucleotide carrier 1
Exons: 5
Coding region: 75-1358 (427 amino acids)
Biological process (GO): fatty acid beta-oxidation; ADP transport; peroxisome organization
Cellular component (GO): peroxisomal membrane
Molecular function (GO): ADP transmembrane transporter activity; ATP transmembrane transporter activity
Source: RefSeq, a predicted model, not a curated record